AUCAAUUGCGGCUGGGAAAUUGGAUGAAUCGAUCUCUAAUCGGAAUUAGGUGUCAUUGUAGCCACCGCACAGGAUGCUCCGGACCGUCUUCUCGUUCUAGAAGGCGGAAGCCGCUCAGAUCUCCUUCUGCUCUCUCCCCUCCUUCGCUCCUCCGCCUUCCAACUCCCCGUCCGUCCAAGAUUUCUCCCUCUUGUCCGUCUCCGUGACCGAGCAUCGUGAAGGAGAGGAGGCGGCGGAUCUCGUGAAGAUCUCACCAUGGCCGGCGCGGCCGGUGGUUUCGUCACCCGGUCCUUCGAGUCCAUGCUCAAGGAGUGCUCCGGGAAGAAGUAUGCGACGCUUCAGACGGCCAUUCAGACUUAUCUUGAUAAUAUGAAGGAGAUAAAUCGGGAGCCUGCUCCGGAUGAAAAAAAUCAUGCAGUGACUUCAGCAGGGGAUGAGAGGGCUGAUGGGGAUGAAAUCAUGCAUGAGGAAAAUGCUAUGGGAGGUCCACCAUCAGAUUCAGCUAUUGAAGAGGCCACUAUCAAGCCCAUGGAGAAUAGUGAAUCUCUUACAACAGCUUUAGCAUGUGCUGGGCAUGUUUUAGAAGGGAGGCAAGCUGAACUUGUCUUACAACCACUUAGGCUUGCAUUUGAGACAAAGAACAUCAAACUCGUGGAGCCUGCACUUGAUUGUCUUCAUAAACUCAUUGCUUAUGAUCAUUUAGAAGGUGAUCCUGGUCUAGAAGGUGGUAAAAAUGCCCCACUGUUUACCGAUAUUCUUAACAUGGUCUGUGGUUCUGUUGAUAAUUCUUCAUCAGACAGUACUAUUCUCCAAGUCUUAAAAGUGCUUCUUACUGCCGUGUCAUCAACAAGAUUCAGAGUGCAUGGAGAACCGCUGCUGGGGGUGAUCAGAGUUUGCUAUAACAUUGCCCUCAACAGCAAGAGUCCUAUAAAUCAGGCAACCUCGAAGGCUAUGUUGACCCAAAUGAUCAGCAUUAUAUUUAGGAGAAUGGAAUCUGAUCCAGUCUCCAUGUCAUCCAGUAGUGUUGUGCAUACCAAUGUUGCUUCAGCUAGCUGUGCAAACUCAGAUCAUGGAGAAAUUUCUCCAGAUGACCAAGAUGAGAAAAAAAUCACUCUAGGAGAUGCGUUAUCCAUGACCCGCACAAAUGAGGCAUCUCCUGCAUCUUUUGAUGAGCUACAAAACCUGGCUGGUGGUGCUGAUAUCAAGGGACUAGAGGCUGUACUUGACAAGGCGGUCCAAAUGGAGGAAGGGAAAAAAAUAUCACGUGGUAUUGAUCUUGAGAGCAUGAAUGUCGGACAACGUGAUGCCCUUUUGUUGUUUCGAACCCUCUGCAAGAUGGGCAUGAAGGAAGAGAGUGAUGAGGUUACGACGAAGACUAGACUUUUAUCUCUUGAGCUUUUGCAGGGUUUACUGGAAGGAGUGAGCCAAUCUUUUACCAAAAACUUCCACUUUAUCGACUCAGUCAAAGCAUAUCUUUCUUAUGCUUUAUUGAGGGCUGCUGUUUCUUCUUCUGCAGUUGUAUUUCAGUAUGCAACUGGAAUCUUCUCAGUGCUUUUGCUGCGUUUCAGAGAAAGUCUUAAGGGAGAAAUUGGUGUCUUCUUUCCCUUGAUAAUCCUGAGGUCCUUGGAUAGCUCUGAUGGUCCUAUCAGUCAAAGAACAAGUGUUCUCCGGAUGCUUGAGAAAGUGUGUAAGGAUCCACAAAUGCUUGCAGACUUAUUUGUUAACUAUGAUUGUGACCUUGAGGCCCCAAACCUUUUUGAGCGCAUGGUCAAUGCCCUGUCAAGAAUAGCUCAGGGAACUCUGAGUACAGAUCCCAACUCAGUUACCGCAUCUCAAACUGCUUCUACUAAAGGCUCAUCUCUUCAGUGCCUGGUGAGUGUGCUGAAGUCAUUGGUUGAUUGGGAGAAACUACGAAAGCAAUCUCAAAAGCAUGGAAGCAUUAUCCAGUCACUUGAGGAAGAGGUUUUGAGUAGGGAUCGCCUUACUGCUGAUGAGUCAAAGAGCCGGGAAGAUGGACUCAAUCAGUUUGAGAAAGCAAAAGCUCAUAAAUCGACUUUGGAAGCUGCAAUUUCAGAGUUCAAUCGUAAACCAGCCAAGGGGAUAGAAUAUUUGUUGUCAAAUAAGUUGGUCGAAAAUACGCCUUCUUCAGUAGCCCAAUUCCUGAAGAAUACUCCUAGCUUGGAUAAGGCCAUGAUUGGUGAAUAUUUGGGUCAGCAUGAGGAAUUCCCUCUUGCUGUCAUGCAUGCUUUUGUAGAUUCCAUGAAGUUUUCGGGUUUGAAGUUUGAUACUGCAAUUCGCGAAUUUCUUAAAGGGUUCAGGCUUCCUGGAGAAGCACAGAAGAUUGAUCGCAUUAUGGAGAAGUUUGCUGAGCGUUAUUGUGCUGAUAAUCCAGGGCUUUUUAAGAAUGCAGAUACUGCAUAUGUUCUUGCAUAUGCGGUUAUAAUGUUGAAUACUGAUGCACACAAUCCAAUGGUGUGGCCUAAAAUGUCGAAAUCCGAUUUCAUACGUAUGAAUACUGUAAGUGAUGCGGAAGAGUGUGCCCCGAAGGAGCUGCUAGAGGAGAUAUAUGAUUCUAUUGUCAAGGAAGAGAUAAAAAUGAAAGAUGAUAUAUCUAAUGCAGCCAAAAGCAGGCAGAGGCCAGAAACAGAAGAAAGAGGCCGUCUUGUUAAUAUUCUUAAUUUAGCUCUUCCUAGAAGAAAGUCAGUGACUGAUACAAAGACAGAGAGUGAAAAAAUUAUCAAGCAAACACAGGCCCUUUUCAAAAAUCAAGGGGCAAAAAGGGGUGUUUUCCACACAGCUCAGCAGGUUGAACUUGUCAGGCCAAUGGUGGAGGCUGUAGGAUGGCCUUUGCUAGCAACAUUUUCGGUCACCAUGGAGGAAGGUGACAAUAAGCCAAGGAUUCUUCUUUGCAUGGAAGGAUUCAGAGCUGGUAUACAUAUCACACGUGUUCUUGGGAUGGAUACCAUGCGUUAUGCUUUUUUGACAUCCCUAGUUCGAUUUACAUUUUUACAUGCUCCGAAGGAAAUGCGUAGUAAAAAUGUGGAAGCAUUACGAACCCUGCUUGUUCUAUGUGACAUGGAAACUGAUGCCUUACAGGAUACUUGGAAUGCUGUCUUGGAAUGUGUUUCAAGGCUAGAAUUUAUCACUUCAACCCCAGCAAUUGCUGCAACAGUGAUGCAGGGUUCGAAUCAAAUAUCAAGGGAUUCAGUUCUUCAAUCUCUCAGAGAGUUAACUGGAAAACCUGCUGAGCAAGUGUUUGUAAAUAGCGUGAAGUUGCCUAGUGAUUCCAUUGUAGAGUUCUUCACUGCUCUCUGUGGUGUGUCUGCUGAAGAAUUGAAACAAACACCUGCCCGUGUCUUUAGCUUACAGAAGCUUGUUGAGAUAAGCUACUACAAUAUGGCUCGCAUACGCCUGGUGUGGGCCAGAAUAUGGUCUGUUUUGGCUCAGCAUUUCAUUGCAGCUGGGAGUCACCACGAGGAAAAGAUUGCUAUGUAUGCUAUUGAUUCAUUGAGGCAGCUUGGUAUGAAGUAUUUGGAGCGAGCUGAACUCACCAACUUCACCUUCCAGAAUGAUAUUCUGAAACCAUUUGUUAUUCUUAUGCGUAAUAGUCGCAACGAGAAAAUUCGCAGCCUGAUUGUUGAUUGCAUUGUUCAGAUGAUCAAAUCAAAGGUAGGUAGUAUAAAAUCAGGUUGGCGAAGUGUUUUCAUGAUCUUCACUGCAGCUGCUGAUGAUGAUCUUGAAUUAAUUGUUGAAAGUGCAUUCGAAAAUGUUGAACAGGUUAUCUUGGAACACUUUGAUCAGGUUGUUGGCGACUGCUUUAUGGAUUGUGUCAAUUGUCUCAUUGGUUUCGCCAAUAACAAAAGCUCUCCCCGGAUAAGCUUGAAGGCUAUUGCUCUUCUCCGUAUUUGUGAAGAUCGCCUUGCAGAGCUCUUGUUUUUUCAGGGAUUUAUUCCUGGUGGAGCCCUUAAACCAGUUGAUGCUGGUCUAGAGACAAAUUUUGAUGUGACUGAACAUUACUGGUUUCCAAUGUUGGCUGGCUUAUCUGAUUUAACACUAGAUCCUAGAUCAGAAGUUCGAAACUGUGCGCUUGAGGUGCUAUUUGAUUUGCUGAAUGAGAGAGGUCACAAAUUUUCUUCAGCUUUCUGGGAGAGCAUUUUUCAUCGUGUACUUUUUCCUAUAUUUGAUCAUGUGCGGCAUGCUGGAAGGGAUGGUUUUGUUUCUUCCGGAGAUGAAUGGCUUCGUGAAACUAGCAUCCAUUCACUUCAGUUGCUCUGCAACCUGUUUAAUACGUUCUAUAAGGAGGUCUCUUUCAUGCUUCCACCUUUGCUGGGUUUACUGCUGGAUUGUGCCAAGAAGACAGAUCAAACUGUUGUUUCAAUUUCUCUUGGAGCUUUAGUGCACCUCAUAGAAGUUGGGGGCCAUCAGUUCAGUGACAGUGAUUGGGAUACUUUACUAAAGAGCGUUAGAGAUGCAUCGUACACGACUCAACCCCUUGAGCUUCUCAAUUCGUUAGGAUUUGAGAACUCAAAGAACCAAACAGGACUUUCAAAAGAUUCGGAUGACAACAGAGGCAGCAGCAGUCCCUCUUUUAAGGGCAUCCAUCAUGAUAGCAAUGGAGGAGGAAAAGCCUUGGAUCAAGCAUCUUUAAGUUCUGACAGUGAGACUUCUGGAAAGAAUAACUAUCCAACAAAAUUGCAGGACAAUUAUCAAGAAACAGAUAUCCAAGCUAACUUGGAGGAAUCCGAAGGUCUUCCAUCACCAUCAGGAAGGGUGCAAAAUCCUGCUGAAGCUGCUAGCUUCCAUCGGAGUCAAACAUUUGGCCGAAGGAUAAUGGGGAAUAUGAUGGACAAUCCUUUGAUAAGAAGUUUCACUUCCAAAUCAAAGAGUCGUACAGAUGUUCCUCUGCCACCUUCACCUUUGAAGAUCCCUGAUGCUGAUGAGCCUGUUCCUGAUAAUGAUGAUGGUGAAGAGAACCCAAUGAUGGAGACGGUCAGGGGAAAAUGUGUCACUCAACUACUACUAUUAGGUGCCAUUGAUAGUAUACAGGUAAGAUACUGGAGCAAGUUAAAAGCCCCUCAGAAGAUUGCAAUAAUGGACAUCUUGUUGUCUCUUUUGGAGUUUGCUGCUUCAUAUAAUUCAUCAUCAAACCUUAGAAUGCGAAUGCACCAUAUACCCCCGGAAAGGCCACCUUUAAAUCUUCUUCGCCAGGAAAUUGCAGGAACUUCUAUUUAUUUAGAAAUCUUACAUAAGUCAACCACAGUAUCCGAUAGCAAAAGCAGCGAAUAUGUAAAUUCUAAUGGUGUUCCCACUGAAAGAACAUCAACAAAUGAUGCAAACCAUGGUGAAGAUGCAAAUGCAGAAGAGAAGCUCAGGUGCUUUGCAGAAGAGAAAUUAGUUUCUUUUUGUGGACAGGUUCUAAAAGAGGCUUCCGAUCUCCAGCCUAGUACAGGGGAGGCUGCUAGUGCAGAUGUACAUCGUGUACUUGAUUUAAGAGCUCCAGUUAUUGUUAAGGUGCUCAAAGGAAUGUGUCGUAUGGAUAACCAGAUAUUCAGGAAACAUCUAAGAGAAUUUUAUCCAUUAAUUACCAGACUUGUUUGCUGUGAUCAGAUGGAUGUUCGUGGAGCUCUGGGAGAUCUCUUCAGCAAGCAGCUUACUGCCCUUUUGCCAUAGUUGAUCUGUUUAUCGUUAAUGCAUCUUCUCUACAAGUUCUUUGAAGUCACCAUCCCCAUCCUUGAGCAGGAACCUUUAGACACCGUCGGAGAGAUGAAAUGGGGCACUUGUAUGUUUACCAUGGACGUCUGUUGCAUGGGUUGCUGCAAAAUUAAAACUGAAGCUGGAUGCUGGUCAGAAACUUUUCGGGACAGCUCACUAUGAAUGCAAGAUAUACUCGAUGUACUUUGAAGUAUUUCCCCGUGGUCAAAUAUUUCCUUGGUUUGUCUCCUUGCGCUUCAUUGUUUCUCGUCAGUAUUUUUGUUUGAUAUUUAUUUUAAGUUGUUAUUGGAGAGUAUGCUAUUGAAAUGGACAGUCAGCCAGGCAUAGAAGGGAACAAUCUCAUAUUCUGAGGCAUCUUCCACAAAAUUGGAGAGUCUGAGUUUAUAAAACGUGGGAGGGGCUCAGCUGUCUUGCUGGGAUCAACCCAUUUGUUGAACUUUCUUAUACACAUGCUUUGCACUCAGAUUAUCGAGAAAAUUGCAGGUCAUAAGAGCAGCUAUCUAUCUAUGUACUCAUUGGAUGCGUAUACUAAAAUUUUUCAGACGAUCUUUCACUGA
This is a messenger RNA of Elaeis guineensis (African oil palm), 6269 nucleotides long. The record is from RefSeq and is a predicted model, not a curated record. NCBI's taxonomy places the organism in Eukaryota, Viridiplantae, Streptophyta, Magnoliopsida, Arecales, Arecaceae.